Molecule: messenger RNA, 6824 nt
Organism: Engraulis encrasicolus (European anchovy)
Lineage: Eukaryota; Metazoa; Chordata; Actinopteri; Clupeiformes; Engraulidae
Gene: map3k1
Product: mitogen-activated protein kinase kinase kinase 1, E3 ubiquitin protein ligase
Exons: 21
Coding region: 14-5335 (1773 amino acids)
Biological process (GO): protein phosphorylation
Molecular function (GO): zinc ion binding; protein kinase activity; ATP binding
Source: RefSeq, a predicted model, not a curated record
UUCAGGACAGAAAAUGGCGACGGCGGGGAGCCGGACCUCGUCCUCGUCGUCGGCUUCUUUAGAGUCUAAUAACGGCACAAACGUUGGAAGCGGACCUCAGGGAAGUUUGUCUACCCCAGGUCUUCCGAGCAGUCCCGGCAAGGCGAAGCGAGGCACCGGGGAAAACUCACAGUGGAGACGCAAAGAGCUGCGCAAAGUGAGAAGUGUGGAUCUGGACAAACCCGAGGCGCUGCUCCUAUCUCCGGACACCGGGGCAGCUCCGAUAUCAGCGCAGCUGCACUUCUCGUCCAUUUCGUCUCCUGGUGCUGUUCAAGCUACUUUGUUGCAGCAAACGCAUCACCUUCAGCAAAGUGACUCAUUAGGCAUAACCGGUGAAACUCUGUCUGAUAAAGCAAGCAAUAGUUUGUCCACUGCCGCUCAGGAAUUGUUAAAAACUUCUUUUAAAAACAGCAGCGACCAUCUCAACGCCGAUAAUGGUGCUACCGGAACUUCAGUGGAAAUGACCGCAAAACAACAAAAUUGCCGUGAGAUGGAGCCCAAGGAGACCCUGCGUGGGCUGCAGAAGAUGGAGGACCGGCCGGAGGAGCGCAUGAUCCGCGAGAAGCUCAAGGCCACCUGCAUGCCCACCUGGAAACACGAGUGGCUCGAGCGCAGGAACCGACGCGGACCCGUGGUGGUGAAGCCCAUCCCCCUGCGUCCGGACGGGAGCGAGGCCGGAGGAGGAGGUAUGGAGGGGGGAGGCCAGGGCUCCUCGUCAGCAGGCACCUCCCCCCAGAGCAGGGGCCGCCGGAGCCCCUCUCCAGGGCCCACCUCCUCCUCCUCCUCCUCCUCCACCACCUCCUCCGCCAACAACUCCUCCUCCAACGGCAAACUCAGCGGAAAGCCUGACUCCCCUGGUGUGCGGAGGAAGAGGGCAUCCCCUGUGCCGUUCCAGAGUGGCCGGGUGACGCCGCCGCGCAGGGCUCCAUCUCCGGACGGCUUCUCGCCCUACAGCCCCGAGGAGACCAGCCGGCGGGUCAACAAGGUCAUGAGGGCACGCCUCUACCUGCUGCAGCAGAUAGGACCCAACUCCUUCCUGAUUGGAGGAGACAGCCCCGACAACAAGUACAGAGUCUUCAUAGGCCCACAGACUUGCAGCUGUGGCCGGGGAGCGUUCUGUAUCCACGUCCUCUUCGUCAUGCUCCGCGUGUUCCAGCUGGAGCCGCCUGACCCGCUGCUCUGGAGGAAGACACUCAAGAACUUCGAGGUGGAGAGUCUGUUCCAGAAGUACCACAACCGCCGCAGCUCGCGCAUCAAGGCGCCCUCGCGCAACACCAUCCAGAAGUUUGUGUCGCGCAUGUCCAACUCGCACACCAACUGUCCCUCCAGCACCUCGGCUUCCAGCACAGAGAGCAGCAUGAAGGAUGAGGAGGAGCAGAUGUGUCCUAUCUGUCUGCUGGACAUGCUGGAUGAAGAGAGUCUGACCGUGUGUGAGGAGGGCUGCAGGAACAAGCUGCACCACCACUGCAUGUCUAUAUGGGCAGAGGAAUGCAGGCGAAACCACGAGACUCUGAUCUGCCCCCUGUGCAGGGCCAAGUGGAAGUCACACGAUUUUUACAGCCAUGACCCAUCCACUUCCGUGGAGGGAGCACCCAACCGCAGCCAAAGCCAGGCCUCCCCCUCCUCCACCUCCUCAUCCAGCACGGCAGGGGCAGCAGGAGGUGCCCACAGCGAGAGCCCUCGUCUGGGCCAGCAGGAGGGAGACUUCACCCUCCCCCACUACGGCGUGCAGCAGAUCCCACAGACCUACAAGGAGCUGGCCGAACCCUGGAUCAAGGUGUUUGGCAUGGAGCUGGUGGGUUGCCUCUUCUCGCGCAACUGGAACAUCCGGGAGAUGGCCCUGCGGCGGCUGUCACAUGACGUGAGCGGCGCUCUGCUGCUGGCCAAUGGGGAGCGCUCACUGGGCAGCGGUGGGGCGGGAUUUGGCAGCGGAGGGGCCAAUGGCGGCGCAGGAGCCGGAGCUGGGGCGUCGGCGGCAGAAGUGGGAAGCUGUGCGGAGGUUUCCGGGGAGGUGGUGGUGGAGUCCUGCUGCAGCGUACUGUCCAUGGUCUGUGCCGACCCCGUCUACAAGGUCUACGUGGCCGCUCUGAAAACGCUGCGUGCGAUGCUGGUAUACACCCCGUGCCACUCCCUGGCCGAGCGCAGCCGCCUGCAGCAGCUACUGAGGCCUGUGGUGGAGACCAUCCUGGUCAAGUGUGCUGACGCCAACAGCCGUACGAGUCAGCUGUCUGUGUCCACCCUGCUGGAGCUGUGUAAGGGGCAGAUGGGGGAGCUGGCCGUGGGCAGGGAGAUCCUCAAAGCAGGCUCCAUGGGUAUCGGCGGCGUGGACUAUGUCCUGAACUGCAUCCUGGGCUCCCAGACGGAGUCCACCAACUGGCAGGCGCUGCUGGGGCGUCUCUGCCUCAUUGACCGCCUGCUGCUGGAGUUCCCCGCCGAGUUCUACCCGCACAUCGUGGCGGCCGGGGACUGCAGCCAGUCUCAGAACCUGGGCGAGAGCAGGUACCAGAAGCUGCUCCCGUUGCUCAGCUUCGCGCUGCAGUCCAUCGACAACUCGCACAGCAUGGUGGGCAAGCUGUCGCGCCGCGUCUUCCUGUCGGCGGCGCGCAUGGUGGCGCGCGUGCCGCACGUCUUCCUGCGGCUGCUGGACAUGCUGAGCGCCACCAGCUCCACGCACUACGCGCGCAUGCGGCGCCGCCUGCUGGCCAUCGCCGAGGAGAUGGACAUCCUGGACGCCAUCCACCUGGGCCUGGAGGAGCUGCAGGCGGCCGAGAGCGGGGCCGGCGGUGGGGCGGCCAUGGGGGCGGCCGGAGGCCUGGGCAUGGGCACCAGUGCCGGUGGUGCUUGUGGCGGUGUGGGAUGUGGUGGGUCGUCUCAGCAUUACUACUCCGCAGCAGCAGCAGCAGCAGACGGUGGCGCCGGCCCCGCCGCGCCACACAACUCGCCCAACGCCACCGAGUGCAACUCGCCAGCGCAGACGGUGCAGCUGAGUCCGGCGGUGAAGCAGAGAGGUCGCGCCCAGCAGCAUCAGCAAAACCAACAACAUCAACAACAACAGCAUCAUCAACAUCAUCAACAUCAGGGGGGUGGAGGGAGGCUUGCAGUAGGGGGUGCAACAGCAUCAGCACCAGCCCCCGGGGGACCCGAAGACGCGCUGGCGGAGCGACUGGGGGCCAUGUCAACGACGACAGGCGACGACAACAGGCGGUCCGAGUACCCAAAGCCCCCCGUGCAGGCCAGGGCAGGCCGCCCCCAGAGCCAGUGCCUGGCUGCCGGUGGUGGUUGUGGUGGUGGUGGCGGCUCACAGGCUGCAGGACAGCAGCAACAGCACCAGCACCAGCACCAAGCCCCUCUCCUACCCUCCCCGUCAAACCCCCAUCACCCCACGCCCGCCUUCCCCACCACAGACGCGCCCAGCCCCAAGACUCCCCACAGAGGCCCCGUGCCCCCCAGCAGCAAGCUGGCUGCCACAGGGGCGUCGCCCGGUGCCCAGCGCAAGUACCCGCAAGUACAGAAAGCACCAGGCCCUGGAGGUGGAGGUGGAGGUGGUGCUGGUGGAGGUGGUGGUCAUAGUAAUAGCAAUGGCGCCAGUGCUAAGGACCCAGAGAGGGACCCGUCGGCCAUCUUCACCCAGUCUCGCCCCCUCCCCUCCAGUCAGAUCCACAGACCAAAGCCCUCCCGGCCCGGCGCUCCCUCCUCCGAGCCUGGCGCCUCCUCCCCCACCACAAGCCCAGCGAGUCACCGCAGCCCCCAAGCAAGCAAAGGCAACAUGAAGCUCGACCUUCAGGAUCCUUCUGCGAACAUCACCACCGCCAACUCUGCAUCCUCCUCCUCCUCCAUCAUCUCUGGGCCUGCGGGCCCCUCAGACCUCCACCAACACCCUUCCUCCUCCUCCUCCACGACUCACCCCUCCUCCUCCUCCUCGUGCCCGGCGGGGGCCUCCACGCUCAUCCCAAGCGAAGACACGGUCUUCACGCCAGUGGAGGAGAAGUUCCGGGGCCUGGCGGACGCCUCGGCCGAGCUCAACUCCAGCAUGGAGGACCUGCUGGAGGGCACCAUCAUGCCCGCCGCCGGCGAGGGCACCGUCACCUUCCAGUCGGAGGUGGCAGUGCUGUCGCCGGGCGAGCAGGGAGGAGGCGGUGGCUCUGGCGGUGGAGCCGGGGACUCCUCCAACACCCCCCAUGGCGGCCAUGGUAGUGGCACCGGCAGCGGUGGCACUAGCAACGGCAGCUCACGGGGAGGAGGUGGUGGUGGCACCUACACGGACGACGUGGUGCAGCACCAGAAGUGCAAGGAGAAGAUGGAGGCAGAGGAGGAGGAGGCCCUGGCUAUCGUCAUGGCGAUGUCGGAGUCGCAGGACGCCCUGCCCAUCAUCCCCCAGCUGCAGGUGGACAAGGGAGAGGACGUCAUCAUCAUACAGGUGGAUACCCCUGAGACGUUGCCGGGCCAUACCAAAGCGAAGCAGCCGUACCGCGAGGGAGCGGAGUGGCUGAAGGGCCAGCAGAUCGGCCUGGGGGCCUUCUCCUCCUGCUAUCAGGCCCAGGACGUGGGCACCGGCACUCUCAUGGCCGUCAAACAGGUGACGUAUGUGCGUAACACCUCGUCGGAGCAGGAGGAGGUGGUGGAGGCUCUGAGGGAGGAGAUCCGCAUGAUGGGCCACCUCAACCACCCCAACAUCAUCCGCAUGCUGGGGGCCACCUGCGAGAAGAACAACUACAACCUCUUCGUGGAGUGGAUGGCAGGUGGCUCCGUAUCGCACCUCCUGAACAAGUACGGGGCCUUCAAAGAGGCGGUCAUCAUCAACUACACGGAGCAGCUGCUGAGGGGCCUGGCCUACCUGCACGAAAACCAGAUCAUACACAGAGACAUCAAGGGUGCCAACCUGCUGAUUGACAGCACGGGGCAGAGGCUGCGGAUAGCCGACUUCGGGGCGGCUGCCAGGCUGGCGUCUAAGGGGACGGGGGCCGGGGAGUUCCAGGGGCAGCUGCUUGGAACCAUCGCCUUCAUGGCACCAGAGGUGCUGAGGGGGCAGCAGUAUGGCCGCAGCUGUGACGUCUGGAGCGUGGGCUGUGCCAUCAUCGAGAUGUCCUGCGCCAAGCCGCCCUGGAACGCAGAGAAGCACUCCAACCACCUGGCGCUCAUAUUCAAGAUCGCCAGUGCCACCACGGCCCCCACCAUCCCCACUCACCUGUCCCCAGGUCUACGGGACGUCACCCUGCGCUGUCUGGAGCUCCAGCCCACCGAUCGACCCCCCUCCCGCGAGCUCCUCAAACACCCCAUGUUCCGCCUCAACUGGUAGCAGCCCCCACCCUCUCCUCUCCCUCCUCCUUUACCCCUCCAAAUCCCCACUGUACCCCCCAAUACCCCCUCCCUCCCUCCCUCUCUCCCUUGUCAUCCUGUAAGCCCAGUAUGGGUCAUAUGUAUGGAGAUACUACUGAAGGCCUUCCCCCUGCCACUGCUACUGCACCUGCCUCCACUGUAGCCUGCUGCCCCACCCUCACCUCACCUCACCCUCGCCUCGCCUCACCUUACCCCUCCACACCCACCCACACGCUUCACCACGUCACCAAGUACACACGGCACACACAUCUGCAAAUGCAUUUACACGCAUGCACGCGUCGCGCACACACAUGCAUUACACACACAUACCGCUUUGGACAAUGGGCCCAGAAAAGCAGAGGAGGAGCCUGUGCACCCUAAAGACACUUUUUAGUUCAUGAAAUGCCAAGACCUGCUGUACUCCGGAGAAGCCCCAAUACACACACACACAAAUACACACACACACACACACACACACACACACACACACACACACACACACACACACACAUACAUACACAACACACACACACACACACACACACACACACACACACACACACACACACAGACGCCUCUCUUCGCCAGUCUUCUCCCCCAUCGCUCAGAGCGCUGCCCAUCACCACCUGCCUGCUGGCUGCUGGGCGUGGCUACGUGAAGCUCCUCCUCCCACUGGUGCCUUUGUCUCGUGCCAUGUACCGCAUCGCGCCCCCUACACUGUACUACUCACCACGCUAGAUGCCCCCUCUUGUCUGGUGCUGGUGUCCAGCACUUGUGUUUCUUAAAUAGUUUGAUCUCGUAGCCAUCUGGUCCCUUGGGUGACGGAUUUAUGAUAUGGGGUAGUGGGGUUGAGGGGGUGGGAUUAAUUAUGGGGCAGGAUUAUUAUAGGGGUGGGUUGGGCAAUGACUUGUGAUGUCAUGACUCAUGUCACACCCUAAUGGUGUGUGCACGAUUAUUUCUUAAAAUUUUUAAAGCAUUAGACAAUGGAUAUGACAACCUAAAUCAAAGUUGACUCUAUGUGGUCUGAUUUCUGCUUUUUUAUUUUAUUUUUCUUUAAUUUUUUAAAAUAAUAAUGACCAUCAUUGUUGUGUGUGGAGUUAACGGGGAGGUGUGUAAAAUGUUUCACUUUUUUGUUGUCUUUGUUUGGUAACUGCGUUCGAUCGUGUAAAAGACUAUGAUUUGAUCAUUUUUGUGCAUUAUUUGUGCACUAUUACUGUGCAUCAUUACUGUCAGGCCAUUAUAUUUUAAUAGCUUGGGGAAAAACAUCUUGGAAGUGAAUCAGGGAACGGUGACUUGUUUUUUUUUUUUUUUUGGAACAGAACUUCAGCUAGUUCAGCUAGCCAGUCGCUGAAUGUGAACGGUUAUGAUACUGUCGUGUUUCUUUUGUUACUAGAUUUUUUUAAGCUGAAAAAUCCCAUGUACGACUUAUUAUUAUUUUGUUUUCAAAGCAUUCGACAGCUUUUUUUUUU